GGCCCUGGCGCGGCGGCGCGCGCGGGGUGAAGGGAGCGCGGCGCGCUGGCUGCGGCGACGGCGGCGGUUGCUGCGCCGGGUACUGGGGUCGCUGCCUGAGGCGCAGGCGCUGUGGACUCAGCCCGCCCCGGGCCUGGGCUGGCUGUGGACUCGUCAUGGCGACCGAGCAGAGGCCUUUCCACCUGGUGGUGUUCGGCGCCUCUGGCUUCACCGGCCAGUUCGUGACCGAGGAGGUGGCCCGGGAGCAGGUGGACCCGGAGCGGAGCUCCCGCCUGCCCUGGGCCGUGGCGGGCCGCUCCCGGGAGAAGCUGCAGCGGGUGCUGGAGAAGGCGGCCCUGAAGCUGGGAAGACCAACACUGUCGUCUGAAGUUGGAAUCAUCAUCUGUGAUAUCGCUAAUCCAGCCUCGCUUGAUGAAAUGGCUAAACAGGCAACAGUUGUCCUCAAUUGCGUAGGACCAUAUCGAUUUUAUGGAGAACCUGUAAUAAAAGCGUGUAUUGAAAAUGGAGCCAGUUGUAUCGACAUCAGUGGAGAACCUCAGUUUCUAGAACUAAUGCAAUUGAAGUAUCAUGAGAAAGCUGCAGACAAAAGGGUUUAUAUCAUUGGAAGCAGCGGCUUUGACUCCAUUCCGGCAGAUCUGGGAGUAAUAUAUACCAGAAAUAAAAUGAAUGGUACUUUGACUGCUGUGGAAAGUUUCCUGACUAUACAUUCAGGACCUGAGGGGUUGAGCAUUCAUGAUGGUACCUGGAAGUCAGCAAUUUAUGGUUUUGGAGAUCAGAGUAAUUUGAGAAAACUACGAAAUGCAUCAAAUCUGAAACCUGUCCCACUCGUUGGUCCAAAGUUGAAGAGAAGGUGGCCAAUUUCUUAUUGUCGGGAACUCAAAGGUUAUUCCAUUCCUUUUAUGGGAUCUGAUGUGUCUGUUGUAAGGAGGACUCAACGUUACUUGUAUGAAAAUUUAGAGGAAUCACCAGUUCAGUAUGCUGCGUAUGUAACUGUGGGAGGCGUCACCUCUCUUAUUAAGCUGAUGUUUGCAGGACUUUUCUUUUUGUUCUUUGUGAGGUUUGGAAUUGGAAGGCAACUUCUCAUAAAAUUCCCAUGGUUCUUCUCCUUUGGCUACUUUUCAAAACAAGGCCCAACACAAAAACAGAUUGAUGCUGCCUCAUUCACGUUGACAUUCUUUGGUCAAGGAUACAGCCAAGGCAUUGGUACUGAUAAGAGCAAACCAAAUAUCAAAAUUUGUACUCAGGUGAAAGGACCAGAGGCUGGCUAUGUGGCUACCUCCAGAGCUAUGGUUCAGGCAGCCAUGACUCUUCUAAAUGAUGUUUCCGAUCUGCCUAAGGCGGGCGGGGUCUUCACACCUGGAGCAGCUUUUUCCAAAACAAAGUUGAUUGACAGACUCAACAAACACGGUAUUGAGUUUAGUGUUAUUAGCAGCUCUGAAGUCUAAACACUUGAAGAGUUAACUGAAGUCAUAACGUGCGCGAAUUAACAGAUUCUCUAUUUGAUAUUUGAAAUUCUGUAAGCCUGUCUGAAUGUAUGUGGAAAUGAUUGUCAAAUCUAAAAUAUCUAUAUAUUAAAAAGCAGGAAAUUGUCCUAGCUUACCCUAAAUUUCAAAUCUCAGUUGAUUUUGUGAUUUUAUUGCUUAUAAGAGAGAACUCAUAUUUGACAUAUUUUUUUCAUUGAUGUGUUCCUGGUAGAUUUUCACGAAUGAGCUGGCAGGUCUAAUGGGGGAGGCAGUGUCCCAGCCUGCGUUGCAGCAGCAUUGCUCAUCGAGGGUGUGCACACCAGCGUUAGUGUCGGGCAGUAACUGCCGCUUGCCUCGCCGCAGUAGGAAGGAAAUCUCACCUUCCAGUGAGCUUCUCCACAUACUGUCUUGAGCCUUUGCUAAAUUAAACUGCACUUUUUGCUAUUUUUGCCUAGUUUUUCGCCAGUCUACACUGAUUUUGGACUGUUACUUAGGUUGAAAAAUAAAAGGUUGUCAGUCGAA
This is a messenger RNA of Nomascus leucogenys (northern white-cheeked gibbon), 1985 nucleotides long. It is a transcript of the gene SCCPDH, whose product is annotated as saccharopine dehydrogenase (putative). Gene Ontology annotation, cellular component: lipid droplet; mitochondrion; plasma membrane. Gene Ontology annotation, biological process: glycolipid biosynthetic process. The record is from RefSeq and is a predicted model, not a curated record. Lineage: Eukaryota; Metazoa; Chordata; Mammalia; Primates; Hylobatidae.